GCCAUUCAACACCUCCGAACGCCACACUCCCACAUCCUUCUACCUGCACGAAGCCGUGAAUAGCUGCAGCAAGAGUCGGAGACGCCGGUCUUGACAAUCUCGACGAUCUUGACGGCUCGAGCCUGCGCUGUGUACCGAUCACGGCCCCUUUGCAUCCUUCACCUCUCCCCACGUCAGCGUUUCAAUUCGACGUCUCGCACUUCGACUCGGCAAAGUCUGCAUACGACUGCAAGCUCUCUUAAGAAGUGAGUAGAGCGAGGGAAAAGAAGAAAGGAAACGCAAACAUGUUCACCCGCCUCCCCCGCCUCGCUGCGCGCAGCUCGCAGACCAUUCUGUCCUCCACAGCUCGAACACCAUUGACCGCACGAGCGACAUCACAAACAGCCCUCCGUCUUGCAAGUACACAUUCAGCUCAGGACGACCACGGACACGGCAGCGGUGGUCACGGACAUGAUGACCACUUUGAUCCUCCUGGUGGGUGGCUCUGGGGCCAACGACCGGGCGAAAAGUACGAGAAGGAAGGGUGGGAAGGACUUGCGUGGGUGUUUGUUGCGAGUUGGGUGGUUGCCAUUGCGGCGUACACGAUGAAGGAGGAUACUUCGAUACAAACAUGGGCACUCGAAGAGGCGAGAAGACGACUGGAGAAAGAGGGGUUUUAUGAUGAGUCGAAAUAAGCAAACACGCUGGUAGCAGAGAAACCAGGGUGAUCGAUUGGAGGGGUUGACUCGUAGAUAAUGACCGCUGGGGUUGUCGCGUCUUUUUAUGCUUGCGACUUUGCUUUUACGGGUUCCGGAGGGAAUACUGAUUAGACCAUCUAUUUACAAGGCUCAAAACAACCCUUUGAAGAAAGGCUCGAGUGGUUGGAAGAAAUGCCGGUCACUUGAACGGGCGGGCAAGAUCAGAUUAUUCCAAUACCAAGGCGAGUGUAGACAGAGUCAUUGCUCUUGCUGCUGCUGCUGCUGCUGCUCGAGAGAGAGAGAGAUCGUGACUAUGUGUCCGGUUUGCAUUUCUCUGAUGAAAGAAUGCUUGCUUCCUGUACAUAUGAGUUCGAGGCCGUCCCUCCGGCCGGAAUGGAGGAUUAUGCCACCCAGGCCCCAACAAUAUGAGCAUCGUGAGGGCCGCAAUGAGUAUCGAGACCUCUUUCUUAGCCG
Exophiala xenobiotica is the source of this 1151-nucleotide messenger RNA. RefSeq lists its product as uncharacterized. The coding region runs from base 285 to 674 and encodes 129 amino acids. NCBI's taxonomy places the organism in Eukaryota, Fungi, Ascomycota, Eurotiomycetes, Chaetothyriales, Herpotrichiellaceae. The transcript has 2 exons. The record is from RefSeq and is a predicted model, not a curated record.